AUGACAUCCCCGGCAGCGCCUUUUCGCCUCACGCCGGCGUCGAUCGGUCCUGCUCGGCCAGUGGCGCCAUCAGUGACCAACACAACGGCCAUCGCCUCCUCGCUAUCGUCCACGGACGAGGAUGUUCAAUCUAGCGGUCCGCCAAGGAGACGACGACCCUUGAGUCUCUUUUCAUCUCUCCUCUCGGGCUCCACGGCCGCGAAGCCGAGGACUGCAGUUUCCGCUUCUAGCACCCCCUCGAUCGCCGCCUCCUCCGUCUCCGUCUUUGUCACCAGGCAGCACCGCCACCACCACAACCACCACCAGCACGACCACUACUACUACUACCACCACCACUACCACUGCCGCAUCCGCCACCUCGGCCAGGACUUUCCCGAGCUCGUCCUCCCGCAUCGGCACAUCCGCAGCCCCAACGGCAGCAGCAGCCCCAAUCACAACCCAGCCGCCGCCUCCACCAACCUCAGCACCCACCGUGCCCUCCGCAUCACGACCACCGCUCCCGCGCCGCAGGCGGAGCAGGUGGCGCAGGCGCGGACGGCGGUGCUGGCGUCGAUCGGGAACCUGCUGGACCGGGAGCUGGCGACGCGGGCGGCGCAGCUGCACGCCAACGGGGCGGCGAUCGAGCGGCAGGAGCGGGAGGUGGAGCGGGCGACGGCGGCGCUGCGGCGCGAGAACGACCGGCUGGGCCGGCUGGCCGAGACGCACGCGCGCCGGGUCAAGGAGGUCGGCGACGUGCAGAACUGGGCCGAGAUGCUCGAGCGCGACUUCCUCAUCCUCGAGGAGACCCUCCGCCUCGUCAACGACAACAACAACGAAGAGGCCACGGAAGGGAGCGAGACCGGAAGCGAGAGCGGAGAUGGGAGCGAAGGUGGGAGUAGGAGUAAUGGGCCCGAGACGGUGCCGUUGCCUGCGUCGCCGCCGUUCGGAUAA
Thermothelomyces thermophilus ATCC 42464 is the source of this 930-nucleotide messenger RNA. RefSeq lists its product as uncharacterized. Bases 1 to 930 code for a protein of 309 amino acids. Gene Ontology annotation, biological process: endosomal transport. The transcript is spliced from 4 exons. The record is from RefSeq and is a predicted model, not a curated record. Gene Ontology annotation, cellular component: BLOC-1 complex. Lineage: Eukaryota; Fungi; Ascomycota; Sordariomycetes; Sordariales; Chaetomiaceae.